GGGAAUGCCAAAGGCUCUAGCCAGACCAAAGUCAGCCAGCUUUAGUUCGCCGUUUUUGUUGAUCAGCAGGUUCUGUGGUUUCAGAUCGCGAUGCAGGACAUUGUGGCUAAAAUUGGACAAAGCAGCAAUAACAAGCCUGGCUUACUAAGCCUGCCCGACGAUGUUCUCAUUAUUAUUCUGAGUAAUCUCGACCUAAAGACGCAGCUAAAACUGAAACACUUGCAUUUCCGGUUUAAAAGAUUAAUGCCGCAUGUCUGGCGUGCUCAUAACAAAUCUGCACAUAUAUCCUUGAUUGAAAUGCACCUGUGCGACAAGGAUCUGCGUUUCUUCCUGGAAAGUACUCAACAAACCCUCACUGCACUACGGUUUAAAAUGAAUAAAAGAUCAAACUUCGAACUGCUUACUAGCUAUAGUUUUCCAAAUCUUAAGGAUUUUCGCUUCUCAACGCAUUCGUUUACCUUGAAUGAUGCGGAUUUGCCAAAAAUGUUCAAGUCUUUUCCGAAUUUGACAACUUUUAGCCCACAUGGAAAGUUCACUGGCAAACACUUUGAAGAAUUUCAGUGUCUCGAGAACCUCACGGUCUCCUACUGCAGCAAAUUCGAGGUCACCAACUUGAUACAGAUCCUAAAAACCAGAAACAUAAAAUCCCUCAAGCUGGGAAUCUUCGAAGUUGACCAGAUCUCGAAUACACAACUGCCCUGGGAAGGGAUUCGAAAUCUAGAGUUUCUGCAGUGCUACCGCGAGGAAAUGAUGAUGUGGUUUCUAUCGAAACUGGAACAUCUUACGCACUUGAAGAAGCUAUUUAUUUGUGGUUCCCUAAGGUCCGGCGAUCUGAGACAGAUGCUGAUAUAUGCAAAGAGAAUCUCCAUUGAUAUGAUCGAGUUAAACAAGAGUAUCUCCAUUGCUGAUGAGACUCGCGGCCUAAAUGUGGCUAUUAAGACCCUGAAGGUGGCAAAGUAUGGCAUGCAUGCGUGUGAGCAUCUUCGCAUUAAUACCAACGAAUUGUAUAUACAAAAUUCGGUUUGUGUAAGCGGACAUGAGUUUGAGACCUUAAUACAAAACCUUAAAACGCAACAGAUCCUCGGUUUAUCCCACUGCACUUUUGUGUUCGAGGACUUUAGAUUUGAUGCACAGAAAUUGGGGGAAAACCGUACCACAACACUUAAUAUUUAUGUGGAUCAAAACGUGUAUCGCAGCCAUCCUGCAGAGGAUGCCAUCCCCAUGACGUGGAUAGUGCACGGGGAACAUAAGUUCUUCAAGCUGCACAUGGAGCAUCCAAAAAUCACUUUCAACUCCGAUCCACUUUCGAUAUACUUUGAUUAAGUUUGAAUGCCAAUGAGCUGGUUU
This is a messenger RNA of Drosophila santomea, 1347 nucleotides long. RefSeq lists its product as uncharacterized. The record is from RefSeq and is a predicted model, not a curated record. NCBI's taxonomy places the organism in Eukaryota, Metazoa, Arthropoda, Insecta, Diptera, Drosophilidae. Bases 91 to 1323 code for a protein of 410 amino acids. The transcript has 2 exons. Gene Ontology annotation, molecular function: protein binding.